AUGGACAUCGUGAGAUCAUUUCUCAAGGUGACAGGCCAGCGAAAGUUCCUGCUCAUUGCUUUUAGCAUCCCCCGUCGGCUCAUCUCGGAUAAUGGAAGACAGUUCGCGGGUCAGAAGCUGAGGAAGCGUUGCGAAGGCUAUGGCAUCCAGCAGUCCUUCACCUCAGUCGCCUACCCCCAGAGCAACGACCAGGCGGAGGUCACUAACCGGGAGAUCCUCCGAGGCUUACGAACUCGGCUCGACCACAUAGGAGGUAGCUGGGUCGUUGAGCUCUCAAGCGUCUUGUGGGCACUUCACAUGACUCAAAAGGAGGUGACCAGCGUAACACCAUUCCAGCUGGUGUACGGAGGAGAAGCGGUGGUUCUUGUAGAAGUUGGAGUAGAAUCCGAUCGGGUGCGACUCUACGAUGAAAGAAAUAGCGAGCGAAGGUUAAUGGAGCUUGACUUGGUGGAUGAAACGAGGGAUAAAGCGGUUGUUUGGCUAAUGACUUACCGAUAG
Molecule: messenger RNA, 498 nt
Organism: Zingiber officinale
Lineage: Eukaryota; Viridiplantae; Streptophyta; Magnoliopsida; Zingiberales; Zingiberaceae
Exons: 2
Coding region: 1-498 (165 amino acids)
Biological process (GO): DNA integration
Molecular function (GO): nucleic acid binding
Source: RefSeq, a predicted model, not a curated record